Messenger RNA from Acromyrmex echinatior (Panamanian leafcutter ant), 880 nucleotides. RefSeq lists its product as uncharacterized. The record is from RefSeq and is a predicted model, not a curated record. Lineage: Eukaryota; Metazoa; Arthropoda; Insecta; Hymenoptera; Formicidae.
AGGAAACGCAUGUCGGUCAUGAAACGAGCCGGCCUCUAUAAAAAAUCGAGUCAUCAAGUUACGGGUGAACAAUCACGUAUGGAAAUGACCAAGCGGAGGUUUGAUGACCUCUCUCACUAUUACCGAGCGUUACUCAAAAAAUAACGGAGAAACGCACACGCGAAUUACAAUGAUCAGCAACAGUCAACGCAACGUUACGUUAGAGACGCAAGAACAAGCAUUCAACGAGCAGCAAACAAGGUCAAAUGAAAUUUUUACGUUCAUUCGGAGUACUCUGUAGAGUAUACUUUAUGUCGUCACGUAAGCGUGAACUUUGGUACUUAAUCGAUAUCGCUGUCUCAACGCGAUCAAAGCUCAAAGGAGUCACGAAGGUGCGUAAAGUCGGCGAUUUAAAUGCCACAUUCGAAAGCUACGCGAAAGAGAAAAAGAGACACAAUGGCGAAGGAGCCACUGAACCGGUUAUUACACCGACACUCCACGCGUGUAGUAUCCCAGAUAUCGCGAGAUACAUAUUCGUCAAGAUAAAAUUGAGACUGUUCUCGUACUUACCUGCUCGUGUGAAAGAAGCGAAGGCCCUGCUUUCCCGUGGCACUAUUCUCGCAUCGGUCGCAACAGUGAGUCAGACCCGUGCGGUGAACAGGGCCCGGACCUCGGAACCGGUCGCUAGACGACUGAACCCGACUUCGACUCGGAGAACCGACCGAGCGAGCACUCUGGCCGAUCGGCGGUGUGGGAGUAGGUUAUUAGAACGAGGCGAUCAUCCACAUUCGCGACACGCUUUGACACGAGGCGAGGAUGAUCCUGAGCAAUUUGACUUUUUAACACUAUCAUUGAGAUUGAUGAAUUUGAGAAGCCGUUGACGUCGCAACUUCAGUAUGGA